AUGAAGAUUUAUUAUAUUGGUGUGUUGAGAAACUCCUCAGCAAAGGCGCUAGAGCUGACGUCUGUGAACGACUUGUCACAAUUUGGGUUUUUUGAGAGGAAUGGGGUAUCCCAGUUCAUGACCUUCUUUUCGGAAACUGUAGCUGCUAGAACCUCCGCUGGUCAGAGGCAAAGUAUCGAAGAGGGCAACUACAUAGGGCAUGUCUACAGCAGAUCUGAGGGGUGCUGUGGUGUUCUCAUUACAGACAAGGAAUAUCCAGUUAGACCGGCGUACACGCUGCUCAACAAGAUUCUAGACGAGUAUUUGAUCGCGCAUCCUCCCCAGGAGUGGAAGGACGCUGUGGCGACGAAUGACUCUUUGAAACUCCGGGAACUCGAUACAUAUAUCGCAAAGUAUCAGGACCCCUCGCAGGCAGAUUCGAUCAUGCGCGUGCAGCAAGAGUUGGAUGAGACCAAGAUUGUUCUGCAUAAGACCAUCGAGUCAGUUUUGCAAAGAGGUGAGAGACUUGACAACUUAGUCGACAAGUCUGAAAGCUUAUCGGCCAGCUCUCGUAUGUUUUACAAGCAGGCAAAGAAGACCAACUCAUGCUGCAUUAUUAUGUAA
This is a messenger RNA of Lachancea dasiensis, 603 nucleotides long. Lineage: Eukaryota; Fungi; Ascomycota; Saccharomycetes; Saccharomycetales; Saccharomycetaceae. The record is from the annotation of a GenBank genome assembly.